Messenger RNA from Onychostoma macrolepis, 5776 nucleotides. It is a transcript of the gene spmap2l, whose product is annotated as testicular haploid expressed gene protein-like. The record is from RefSeq and is a predicted model, not a curated record. Lineage: Eukaryota; Metazoa; Chordata; Actinopteri; Cypriniformes; Cyprinidae. The coding region runs from base 1831 to 2454 and encodes 207 amino acids. The transcript is spliced from 8 exons.
CUUUAGAAUUGCUGGAAUCUUAUUUCCUGUUUUGUUUAUGAUGUCAUGGUCUGUUCAGGCUGAUUUCAGCUCUUCUUUGAUGACAGAGCAGGACCAUGUGACUUUGGUUGUCACAGUAACAGCUUCCUUGGCAACAGGCGGUCUCUAUUGUGACAUUCAGUAAGCUUUUAGUUUCCCAGGAUUCCUUGGGGUCUGUACCUGGACAGAAUGGACUCGGAGCCUGAAUUUAAGUCAUCCCAUUUGGAUAGGAUUUCAUUUCUAGCUCAACCAAAGAAGUCCAAGACGGUUUGGGCUACAACACCUUGCUGACUCCUCUGUUGUGCUUGUGUUGCGGGACUCAGGAUACUGACCUGGGGAAACCAGGAAUCGAUACGGCCGCUGUCCCGCUCCGCAAUGCAAGCCGUUCCGAGCCCCAGAAUAAAGGCUCUGGCCCAGCCUAAGAAAGACUUCUGCCUCCAGAUCCAGCUCAGUCAUUGGGGACCGUCUGUUUGGUGACCAGUAUUCUUCAAAAUAUCUUCGACUUCAGCAGAAAGAAGAAACUCAUACAGGUUUGGAAUAACACAGGUGAGUAAAUUUAAGAAUUUUUAUUUUUAGGUGAACUAUCAAGUGUCGACUGACAGUCCCACCUACUGGCUGGAACAGGUACUGUUUAAAUACCAGCUAAAUAAGGGCUUGAAACUGCUGUGAGCUAAAAGAACAGACUGUUCACACAGAACCUGUUUGUGUUUUUAAAAACGCGAACAAAAUGGAAAAGAGCGCAAAAUCGAGGUGUGUUAAACACCAUACAGCCAUUAAAUCACCAAUAAAAGUUUUUGUUUACAUAGUGUGUGUGUGCUAUAUAUAAAUACACAUACAGUGUGUAUAUAAAUAAAUAAUUUUUCUUGAAUAUAUGCAUGCAUGUGUAUACAUAAAUAUACACCGCACACAUAUGUAAACAAAAGCUUAUUUUGGAUGCAAUUAAUCGUUUCACAGCACUAUUCACUGUAUUUUUAUCAAAUAAAUGCAACCUUGGUAAACAUAAGAGACUUGUUUCAAAAACAUUACAUAAUCUUACCAACCCCAGUUUUUUUUAAUGAUACUUUAAAAUGAAGACAGUUGUGUGAGCUCAGGUUUAGCUGUUUCAGCUUAUACGGAAGGAACUUUUAGGUUAAUAAUGAAUGAGUUGAGGUCAGCAUUCAGAAUCAAGCAUGUGCCCUAUACCUUUUAGUGGAAAUGAGAAAGCAAUCCACAAUUCCUGCCAUUCAUGUUUGGAUGCUUUGUGUCAUGCAAGUGUACAGGUCAUACUUUACACCAUAUCUCAUAAUUUGAUCAAAUAUGCUAUCAAAAGUAAUUAGGUUACUCAUUUCCUAGCAGUUCCCUGCUGCGUUUAUCAAGAAACACUGAUUUCUUUCUUACCGACAAAUUCCUCAUUCAUAUUACGAGGAAAAAGUGCAUUAAAACUCUCACUUUCUCUGCCCAACUGCCCCUUUUCCACCCAGCAGUCCGGUUAAAGACGCCCGAGUCCUCUGAAUGAGCAGGUUGUGUCUGAAGCCAGAGGGAGUUUAUGAGAUAAUGGAUAAAAUGAAUUUGGUUCUCUGAGUCCAGCUCGCAAGAACGUUUCCAGCCACGUUCUUCACCAGAGAGCAUAACAAUCACUCUUAUAAAAGACCAAGCUGAGAAAUAUGGGUGUGAUUAGCAUAAACACUCUCCCAAUCCUGGUUUCACUUGUUCCUAGCGAGCAUCCUGUAACACUCGUCCUAUUGUCUUGUUUGAAAAGGCGGAUUUUCUCUCGGAUGUCAGACGUUCCCUCUACAAUCUUCCUGCAGGAAAGAGGAAGAGGAGGAGAGAAGGAUGAAGAUCUCCCGCCCUUCUUCUCAUGCAGUGCAGUACGAGAACGUUGUGCGUCUAGCGACUCCCAAAACCCGAGGAAGAAGCGCCCAGGAAGUGAAUUCUCCUCACUCAUUGUUAUGCGAGCAUGACUGUCCCAUCUGGCACGUGAGUCCCAGUGUAAGGAACGUGGUCAUCUCACCUCGAAUCCUUCGGCUGGCCAACCCCAAAACCAACCACCCCAUCUUCACCAGCAACAGACAGAAUGUGCAGACAUUCAUCUCAUAUGCAGCUCAAACAGCCAAGAUGACGUCCAGACUUGAGCAGCUCUCACUGCCCAAACUAAGAAAGAACAGACACUUCUACGACCCUGGACGACCAGAGAGUCCAAUCCGAACUGUAAGAGACACUGUGCUUAACCUCAGGUGUCUAGAGGAGCAAGAAUCGCCACGGCGAGUGCCCGAAUCCAAGCUUUAUCCACUCCUAAAGCCCUCUCUAAAGAUUACAUCCCACCCAGAGAACCAACAUGGCAGCCCUGAGAAAACAAGACAGACCACAAAGCUGUGGUUUCCAGCCUAUUCAUCAUCUGCAGUUAUUGUAUUUUGUCACUUUCUCACCACCUUCCUUUUCCUAUCAGGAACUUGUUGAUUGGUUGUUGCUUUCGCUCUGGUUUUCUAAUCAGUCUCAGAUUUUGACUCUGGACUACUUUUGACUGAAAUUUAAGUACUACAUUAUUCUUAGCCUUCUGCCAAACCCUCCUGGCUCCUCAAACAGGACUCUGUGUUUUACGCCUAUAGUGUUUCCAGAUUGUCUCUUUUUUUGGAUUUCUGUCUAGCCGCCGCUUUCUGUGAGAAAAUGUAAGAGUAUCAGCAUUAUCAGCAUCUGGUUUGAACAUCGGUGUAAGUUUUCUUGCCUGGACUUUCUUUCUACACAUUCACCUAGAUUACACUUCUAUACUAGAAUCAUGUGAAUUAAUAAAAAAAAAAAAGUGUAUGUAUGCAUGUAUGCAUGCAUAUACAGGUGCAUCUCAAUAAAUUAGAAUGUCGUGGAAAAGUUCACUUAUUUCAGUAAUUCAACUCAAAUUGGGAAACUCAUGUAUUAAAUAAAUUCAAUGCACACAGACUGAAGUAGUUUAAGUCUUUGGUUCUUUUAAUUGUGAUUUAGGCGCAGCUGAAAUCAAUCAAUGGUCACUAUGGUCAUUGAACCAGCUUUUGGUAUCUUUGGCAGUGUGGGCAGGUGCCAAGUCCUGCUGGAAAAUGAAGUCAGCAUCUCCAUAAAGCUUGUCAACAGAAGGAAGCAUGAAGUGCUCUAAAAUCUCCUGGUAGAUGCCUGCAUUGACUGUGGACAUCAGAAAACACAGUGGACCAACACCAGCAGAUGACAUGGCAGCCCAAAUCAUCACUGACUGUGGAAACUUCACACUGGACUUCAAGCAACAUGGAUUCUGUGCCUCUCCACUCUUCCUUCAGACUCUGGGACCUUGAUUUCCAAAUGAAAUGCAAAAUUUACUUUCAUCUGAAAAGAGGACUUUGGACCACUGAGCAACAGUCAGUUCUUUUUCUCCACAGCCCAGUUAAGAUGCUUCUGACGUUGUCUCUGGUUCAGAAGUGGCUUGGUAGCCCUUUUCCUGAAGACGUCUGAGCGUGGUGACUCUUGAUGCACUGACUCCAGCUUCAGUUCACGCCUUGUGAAGCUUUCACAAGUGUUUGAAUCAGCUUUGCUUAACAGUAUUCUCAAGCUUGCAGUCAUCCCUGUUGCUUGUGCACCUUUUCCUACCCAAAUUCUUCCUUCCAGUCAACUUUGCAUUUAAUAUGCUUUGAUACAGCACUCUGUAAACAGCCACACCUUUCAGUAAUGACCUUCUGUGACUUACCCUCUUUGUGGAGGUGUUCAAUGUUCGUCUUCUGGAUCAUUGCCAAGUCAGCAGUCUUCUCCAUUAUUGUGGUUUCAAAGAACAAGAGAUACCCAGAAUUUAUACUGUAGGGAUGGUCAUUAAUUUAAACUCAAAUGCAAGUAUUCUAAUAUUUUGAGAUACUGAUUUUUGACUUUCAUGAGCUGAAAGCUCUAAUCAUCAAAAUAAAAAAAAAAAAAACUUUUGAAAUGUUUUACUUUACAUGCAAUGAAUCUAAAAUAUAUGAAAGUUUCACUUUUUGAAAUGUUACAAGAAAAAAUGAACUUUUUCACGACAUUCUAAUUUAUUGAGAUGCACCUGUAUGUGUAUGCAUGCAUAUAUAUAUAUAUCUGUGUGUAUUGGCAAGUAUUUCAAUAGUUCCAUUGUAUUUACGGUUAAAAAAUAAACCACUUUAAAAAAAAAAAAAAAAAAAAGUAAAUCUUAAGCAUAAUCACCAUGGAUUAUGCCUUGUGAUUCUUUAAUUGAAAAUGAGUUAGCAGUAACUCAAAAACGGUCACAUUUUAGCAUGUGUUUGAACCCCGUACAGUUGCUCAUGGCACUAGAGGAGCCAGUUGGACCCCAGAUCAGUCCAGUUUUCCUUUCUAUUUUCUCAAAGUCUUUCCUGUUCCCAUGAUCCUCCUCUAACUCUCUCUCUGACCCAUGGGUGACAGAUUCCACUUUAGUCUGUCGAGUUGUCGUGGUAACACACAAUGCCACGGCUCUCCAUCAGCCAUUCAGAUUCAGUAAACAGAUCUAGUUCCUCUCACUGUAUUAACUCAUCAAACAGAACCGAGUCAGAACCCCAUCAGGCGGAUUUAGAGGUGAAAGAUUCACGUAUAAAUAACAUCAGUGAUCAAAUGGGGGAGGUAUUCUGACAUAGGUUUAAAAUAAUAAAACUAAAUAUUGUGGUUCUACCUUGUUGCUUGCAACCCUUUUUUUUUUUACGGUGUUGCAGAUAUGUAUUACCAACCAGGGAGCCCAAAGAGCCUCAAACAGAGACCAAAAACAACAAACCUGUGGAUUAUUGUGAUGUUUUUAUCAGCUGUCUGGACUCUCAUUCUGACGGCACCCAUUCACUGCAGAGGAUCCAGCCUUUUACAAAUCUGCUCCCAUGAAGAAACAAAUUCAUCUACUGUACAUCUUGGAUGACCUAAGGGACGAUGUGGAAGGAAAACUAUAUAAUACAAAAAAAUUAAAUAAAGUAGAUGAAGCGAGUCAAGAGAACCAGCCAGCGCUGUGAUUUGGCCACUUCAGAGGCACGCUAGUCUACCGCAAGAACUUUUAAAGCCUCUCUAAACCGGCGCAGCUGAAAUCAAUCAAACCCUCCUCAGCUGAAUGCUGAGUGUUCUGAUUGGUGCAGGAGGGGGCGGAGACUAGUGCAAUCAACCAAUGACAAUGCGAGCUAGUAGCUCAAUACAUUGCUCUCUUUCUUUCACUCAUAUGGAUUUUUAUUUAUUUAUUUAUUUUUAUUUACCAAAAUUUCUUACAAUGCCUAAAGUUUCAUAUUUUUUAUAGGGUUCUAGCUGUAUUAUUUUAAUAUAUUCCAGGAUAUGCCAGGAAAGUUGCUGCAGUGUUUGUGUUCAGCUUAGCAUCUGCACUGCAGUCAAAUGAACAUGUUUGUUUUUCCGUUGAGGGUGUGGGAUGUUUUUUUCACGCCCCACUGCUCAAACACACACACACACACACACACACACACACAUAUACCACUGCAGUCAGCUGCACUCUGCCAACCAUGUAAAAGUUGCCUCAUCUGUUCAUCCUUUGCUUACUUGGAUGUGCUUAAGGAUUUGAAUAUUUUAUGAAACGCUGCCAUCAGCGUUUGAGUCUGCCUGAGGCUUCUCACUCCAUUCACUGUUUUUCACAUGGACUCUGUUGUUUAGUCGACUCUUCCACCAUCCUUGUCAUCAGGAUUUCAUUUUUAAACCUCUUUUGCUGUCCAGGUUUUCAGAUACAUUCAGAACAAGCUCCCAGAAAAAAUGUAGGCUAUUGUUCAGAUGUUGCUCUUUCAUAUAUGAAACUUAACUUGAGAUAUCAGGCAUAAUUCUCCAAUAAUUCCUUUUAAGAAAUAAAGAGAGAAAC